Molecule: messenger RNA, 4100 nt
Organism: Drosophila willistoni
Lineage: Eukaryota; Metazoa; Arthropoda; Insecta; Diptera; Drosophilidae
Exons: 5
Coding region: 105-3599 (1164 amino acids)
Cellular component (GO): nucleus
Source: RefSeq, a predicted model, not a curated record
AUCAGCUGUUUCUUGCUAUCAGUUUUUUUUUGUGCCACAACUUUUUUUUAUUGUGUAAAAUUGUAAAUGCGGAAUUCCAAAAUGCUUCAUUAAAUCUUGACCAAAUGCAAUGCAAUAUGAACGAUGCAGGAUAUCCAGGCUACUACAGUGUCAUUGGCAACCAGUUGCUACCACCGCACCACCCGCACCCGCCAGCUGCCGAGUUGCUAUCACUAUCAACGCCUAUUCAUGCAUUGGAGUCAGAUACCAAUUUCACCAAUUUCUUUGACGAUGACCAAGCGGCGUUGAGCAGCUCUGUGGCUGCUGCAGUCACUGCGACGGGAGUAGCCGUUGGAGCCAGUGCAGCGGCAGCCGUUCCCUUUGUGCAAAUUCAUACUACGGAUCUGCAGCUAGAGACGCAAGUGGGAAAGAGCUAUCGCAAUUUUCGGAGAAAAACUGCCGAAAUUAAAUCAGAAGCCGAGCUUAUAAAAUCCGAGCAGGCAACAGAUGCAGCAGCUAAAGAGCGGCUUAAUGCCACGCCCACGCCGCCCACUCGUAACACCAGUUGCCCAAGUGUAGAAGGAAAGUCAACUGUGGUUGUAGGGGAUGGCAGCACCUCGGAUAACCGAGUCCUACACAGAUGUCACAAUUGUCCUUACUUGACUCUGUGUCCAAUGAAGAUGCAGGCGCAUAUGUCCAAUUGCUUUGGUGAACAGCCCAGUAAACAGUGUCCAGGCUGCCAGAACAUUUUUCUUAACCAGGAAGUUCUGAUUAUGCAUCUCAGCCUUGAUCAUCAUUUGGAGGAACAUGAGAUUUCGGCCCUGCUCAAGAAGUCAUCGGUCCGGGAGCAGACCAAGAGUCGCAUUUUCAUUAAGAACGUUGCUUGCCUACAGGAGCCACCCCCAGCGCCGCCUCCGCCACCACAGGAGCAGAAUUCUCUUCCGGAUUUUUUACCCUUAAUGCCACACAAUGAAAACGUCGGUGCUGGAAACAAUAUAAUGGAUUUACUCGAUGACGUCACAGAACAAGUAGCAGCUCCAUCCAAACCCAGUCAGAAAAUCUCUAUUAAAAGCGUCGAUGUCCUUAGAGAGCCAGCUCUGUUGCCCUUUGAUUUUCAAUUGCAACAAGCCGAGCCAGCGCUACUCACCGACAAUGAUCUUCUAGAUGUGCAGGUGGUGGGUGUAGAACCAGAGAAACCACGUCAACCUAAGAUCUAUAUUAGAAACGUGGACAUAUUAAAAGAGCCAAUGGUGCUACCAUCAGCUCUGCCGAGCAUGGGUUUCAAUGGCACAGGUGUAACGGGGACCACCACACCUGGCACAAAUGGAGGAGUUGCCGGAGAUGUAUUCCACACGGAUGCAUUGCUAACACCAACUGGUCCGCUGCCGGGAUUCGAACCAAGUUUGGCUCCUUUGGCUAAUAUGUGCAAUGAGGCGUUUGCAUUUGAUACGGUCUUAGGUUGUAAUGGAGGUGUAACUGGCACCGCUGCUGGAAUGGACACCAGUCGUUUUAGUGCCUUGGAUUUGGAUUUCGCUGUAGAUUUCGAUCAUGGAGUGGCGCCAUUGGUGACAGAGGCUACGCCGCCACCGCCAUCAGUGAUUCCGCCGCCUCCUCCACAUCCCAUCACAUUGGAGCCACCGCCUGUUGAGUUGGGCAACUUUAUACCGCCGGCUCCCAACACCACCAACAGCCAAUCAAAGCAGAAGAUUUUUAUUAAGAACGUUGAUAUCCUUAAAGCACCGCAGCGCGGCACACUUCACCUUCGUACCGUAGAUGAGCUCAAUCUGAUGAAUCGCAAUGAAGUUGAGCAUCUAAUGGUACCCCUAAUGGAAUUACCAAUUGAUCAGCAGCAGCAGCAGCAACCACCCCAGCAGCAGCAGACUCUUCAAGAGGCAUCUGUAGCUGGGCAGACCUUGAGUGAUUUUCAGCCUUCGCUAAGUAACAGCUGGCCCAGUGAAGAAGGCUAUGAUUUAGCUGAAGAUUUGGAGUGCUGGCGUUGGAUGGAGGAACCAUUGCCAGGGGCCGGUGGCCAGAGCCAUGAGGAAACUCCUGCAUCUACACAGUUGGAUCCAUCAACCGAAGAUCUACUGGUUAAAGAUUUUGCUCAAUUAUAUAAUGGUGCACCUAAUCCUCCUGCUCCUCCUCCUCCACCAUCAUCGGUUCAGUUACCGGCAGUAACACUCGACCAAUUGUCAUGUGGCGUAGGAGGUGUAGGAGUCGGCAUCGGAGAUGGAGGAGGAGGUGUACCUCCGCUUGUGCCUGUUACAGCCUCUGGCGGAACUGUGAUGACCUCGUCCAGUUCAAAUUUAAGCAGCUUGCCGGUACCACCAUUGGUUCCCCUGGCCUCGGAGGCAACAGUUUCGAUCACAUCAGAGAAGCCAGCCCGCAUCUAUGUGGCUAAUAAUUUAUUACCCGCUGCCGUCGAGCCGCCAUCGGGUGGCACAUCCGUGCGAGGACGUCCGUAUGGUGCCAAGCAGGCCGGUGGUAAUUUAACCAAGCGACGUCCACCACCAGGUGCUCAACAAAUACCAGAGGGCGGUAAGUGUCAAGUCGAGGGUUGCAUGUUCCGCUUUAAAUCGCCUUCCACUCUCGAGUACCAUGGUCGCUGUCAUAAUGGACAGCUUGGCUCCGCCCAGCCCAUGAUUUGCCCCGAAUGUCAGUCCAGUGAGUUUAGCAAUUGGAAUUGCUUGCACACCCAUCUGUGGCGGACACAUCAAAUUGACAUGGAGCUCUAUUGUUGUCAGUUGUGCAGCUUUAAGACGCCCAUUUAUUCGCGUCUGGUCAAUACCCAUGCAAAAAUCCACUCCGAAGAGCGCAACUACAAGUGCGAGCAAUGUGGCAAGGGAUUCAAGAACACCAAACAAUUGAAAAAUCAUCGCCGACUUCAUCGGACACAGGGCUUGGGCAUGGGCAAACCACUAACGGCAGCACCGCCUCCGCCGCCGCCCAACUUGAGUCCCAACAAUCCACAAGAACAAGCUCUUACCACCUUGUUGCAUCGUUGCGAAGAUUGUGGUGCUGCCUUCAAGCAGCGCAAGACCCUGCGCGAACAUCUCUGCAAGGAGCGUAACGAGCAACCGCAAUGCCAGACUUGCCAACGUCUCUUUAGUUCCAAGAGCAGCCUAAAGCUCCAUAUGCGUAGCCAUCAGUCGAUAAAACGCUUCAAGUGUGAGUCCUGCGAAUAUGAGGCUAGCGAUCAUAAUGCCUUUCGGCGGCAUUUGGGCACACAUAAGGAACGCAAACGUUAUGCCUGUCCGCACUGCGAUUUUCGGGCUAUACAAAGCACAGCUUUUCGGUUGCAUCUUCAGAAACGUCAUCCCGAGAAGGAAUUGUCAUCAAUUAUACACAAAUGCGAUGUGUGCAGCUUCUCUAGCAUUAAUCAAGGCCUGCUGCUGGUUCAUCAGGCCAAGCAUGAGGCCAAUCAACAAUCCAACAAUCCAACAACAAUUAAUAAUCGAAAAUCAGUACCAGGUCACAUAUCAUCAGCUGUGGCAGCAAUCCCAUCGCAAAUCAAAGUGGAAAGCAGUUUACUGCUCGCACAUUCCAGUACAAAUGCCAAGGAGCAGUCGGCAGAUGCAAUUGAUGGACUAACUUUAAUGGAUCCUUUGCCGACUUCCUAAAUUAAUACAUCUAAAAGCAACAACAGAAACAAACAAACAAAAAAAAAAGAAAAUAUCGUAACACAAAGUGCUGUCCAUUGCAAUGGACAUAGAACAUAGUUUUUACUUACAAAAAAAUAUAGAUAUAUGUACAAACAUAUAUCAAAUUUUAUACCAAAACCAAUCAAUGUUAACGUUAAUGAUUAAGGCUUUUUUUCUCUUUUGUUUUCUCUUCAAACUUUACACCAUAUACACAUACGCAUAUAUCCUUUAUAUAUUUUUCUAACUAAAUAGUACUAACCAACCCCUUCCCCUCCCCCUCUUUCAAAUACAAGUGUAAAUAGAUUUUAACUCUAAGAGGAUCAGCAUAUGAAAAUAUGUUUUUUAAAGCAGCUUUUGAAGCUUCGGCUGGCAUCGAAGAUAUUUUGUUUUCUUGAUUAAUUUAGAAUUAAAAGUCAUUUGUGGCUUGUCUUAUUUGUUAUUGUACAUAUGUAUACGACGUUGGUGUUGUUAUUAAAACAA